This is a messenger RNA of Rhinolophus ferrumequinum (greater horseshoe bat), 5045 nucleotides long. Its product is annotated as zinc finger protein 850. Gene Ontology annotation, biological process: regulation of DNA-templated transcription. Lineage: Eukaryota; Metazoa; Chordata; Mammalia; Chiroptera; Rhinolophidae. The coding region runs from base 80 to 3928 and encodes 1282 amino acids. The record is from RefSeq and is a predicted model, not a curated record. The transcript has 7 exons.
CUGUGUGGUGAGUUGAGGUGACGCGAGUCGGGGUGCGGGAGGAGCUCACCGCUUGAGGCCCCGAGUUUUCCAGGUGCUGAUGGGGCAAGCGGAGGCUGGAGCCUCAGGCCUCUUUUUGAUGGGGAGCAUAUUCGUGGAGCUCCGUGCUGUCAUGCCAGAAGUGGAAUUCCCUGACCAGUUCUUUGCAGUUCUAACCAUGGACCAUGAAUUAGUGACAUUUAGAGAUGUGAUCAUUAACUUCUCACAGGACGAAUGGGAAUAUCUGAACUCUGCCCAGAGGGACUUGUACUGGGAUGUGAUGAUGGAGAACUACAGCAACUUGGUCUCACUGGAUUUGGAGUACAAAUAUGCCACAAAGAGUUUAUCUGUAGGAAAGAACAUUAUUGAAAAUAAUGGUUCUCUGUGGGAAGUAAUAGAAAGUAGUAAAUUUAUUGGUCUUCAGAACUACACUUUCAAAAAUGACUGGCAAAGCAAAAGCAAGAUUGAAGUACAAAGACCUGAAGUGGGAUAUUUCAGUCAAAUGAAAAUCAUGUCUGAAAAAGUACCCAAUUACAAAAAUUGUAAGUCCCUUAAAUUACAUCAUAGAAUUCAAGAUAACAAGAAGGACGAUGAAUAUAAUGAAUACGGGAAGGUCUUUAGUUGUGACUUAAAGUUUGAUGAAUAUGAGAGACUACACACUCGUGAGAAAACCUAUGAAUGUAAUGGGUAUUGGAAAACCUUUGGAGUAGAUGACCCACAUACCCUACCACUGAAUAUUCAUACUGGUGUGAAACCUUGUAAAUAUAUGGAAUAUGGGAAUGCAUUUGGUUUUUAUAAAGACCUUACUGUACAGCAGAAAAUUCAUGAUGAUCAGAUGUGCUAUAAAUGUAAGAAAUAUGGAAGGACCUUAAGAAGAGUUGAAGAAAUUACUCCACCUCAACGAAUUCAUACUAGUGAGAAACCCUGUGAAUGCACUUUCUGUGGGAAAUCCUUUAGAUCACAUGCACAACUUACUCGACAUCAGAAAAUCCACACUGAUGAGAAACUUUACAAAUGUAUGGAAUGUGGCAAGGACUUUAGAUUUCAUUCACAGCUAACUGAACAUCAGAGAAUUCAUACUGGUGAGAAACCAUACAAAUGCAUACAAUGUGAGAAGGUCUUUAGGAUUAGUUCACAGCUUAUUGAACAUCAGAGAAUUCACACUGGUGAGAAACCGUAUGCAUGUAAAGAAUGUGGGAAGGCUUUUGGAGUCUGUAGAGAACUUGCUCGACAUCAGAGAAUUCAUACUGGAAAGAAACCCUAUGAAUGUAUGGCAUGUGGAAAGGUCUUUAGAAAUAGUUCAUCCCUGACUAGACAUCAGAGAAUUCAUACUGGUGAGAAACCCUAUAAAUGUAAGGAAUGUGGGAAAGCUUUUGGAGUAGGUAGUGAACUUACUCGACAUCAGAGAAUUCACAGUGGUCAGAAACCUUAUGAAUGUAAAGUAUGUGGAAAGUUCUUUAGACUUACUUCAGCCCUUAUUCAACAUCAGAGAAUUCAUAGUGGUGAGAAACCUUAUGAAUGUAAUGUAUGUGGGAAAGCCUUUAGACACAGUUCAGCGCUAACUGAACAUCAGAGAAUUCAUACUGGAGAGAAACCUUAUGAAUGCAAGGUAUGUGGGAAGGCCUUUAGGCAUAGUUCAUCCUUCACAAAACAUCAGAGAAUUCAUACUGGUAAGAAACCCUAUGAAUGUAAGGAAUGUGGGAAUGCGUUUACCAUGGGCAGGGAUGUUACUCUCUGGACUUUUCACCUUCGGACUCCCCCGGAUCGCAUCAGUGGCCAGGCGGAGCCACACAGGAACCAGCACCCGGGUCCAGCACAGCUCCGUUCAGAACCGCCGCCUCCGGGGGUGGAGGAGCGGCAGACACGGCGCCCUCUGGGAAAUGUAGUUCAGUGCAGCACUGGCGAUAAGCUAGAUGGCUCCGGGCUUGAUCCCGGCCAAAGAGAGCACAGAACCGUGUCCUGGAGUCUUCUGGCGCUCCUGGCUCUUGGAGAAAAUAUCUGCAUGAUAAGAAUGUUGGAAAACCUUCAGACUGAAUCAGAUCUCCUUCAGCACAAUCAAAUUCAUACUCGAGAGAAACCUUAUGAAUGUAAUGCAUGUGGAAAAACCUUUAGCCUGAAGCAAAACCUCAUAGAGCAUAAGAAAAUGCAUACUGGAGAGAAAUCACAUGAAUGUACUGAAUGUGGUAAAGUAUUCUCUCGAGUCUCAUCCCUCACUCUACAUUUGAGAAGUCAUACAGGAAAUAAACCAUACAAAUGUAGUAAAUGUGGAAAAGUCUUCAGCCAGAAGAAAAAGUUCCUUUCUCAUCAAAAACAUCAUAUGGAAGAGAAACCUUAUGAAUGUGGGAGAGCUUCUAUUCAGAUUCCAAGCCUUAUUAAACACCAGAGAAACCACACUGGAAACAAACCAUAUGCAUGUAAAGAAUGUGGGAAAGCUUUCAAUGGCAAAUCCUAUCUUACUGAGCAUGAGAAAAUUCAUACGGGAGAGAAACCAUUUGAAUGUAAUCAAUGUGGAAGAACCUUCAGCCAGAAGCAAUACCUCAUUAAACACCAGAAUAUUCAUAGUGGAAAGAAACCCUUUAAAUGCAAUGAGUGUGGAAAAGCCUUUAGCCAGAAAGAAAACCUCAUUAUCCAUCAAAGAAUACAUACUGGAGAGAAACCUUAUGAGUGUAAAGGGUGUGGGAAAGCUUUCAUUCAGAAGUCAAGCCUCAUUAGACACCAGAGAAGUCACACAGGAGAGAAACCCUAUACAUGUAAGGAAUGUGGGAAAGCCUUCAGUGGCAAAUCCAAUCUCACUGAGCAUGAGAAAAUUCAUAUUGGAGAGAAACCCUAUAAAUGUAAUGAAUGUGGAACAAUCUUUAGGCAGAAGCAAUACCUCAUUAAACAUCACAAUAUUCAUACAGGAGAGAAACCCUAUGAAUGUAAUAAAUGUGGAAAAGCCUUCUCUCGAAUCACAUCACUUAUUGUACAUGUGAGAAUUCAUACAGGUGAUAAACCUUACGAAUGUAAAAUAUGUGGGAAAGCCUUCUGUCAAAGCUCAUCUCUUACUGUGCAUAUGAGAAGCCAUACAGGUGAGAAGCCCUAUGGAUGUAAUGAAUGUGGAAAAGCCUUCUCUCAGUUCUCAACUCUUGCUCUACAUAUGAGAAUCCAUACUGGAGAAAAGCCUUAUCAGUGCAGUGACUGUGGGAAAGCUUUCAGCCAGAAGUCACAUCACAUUAGACAUCAGAGAAUUCAUACUCAUGAGAAACCCCAUGAAUGUAAGGAAUGUGGAAAGACCUUUAGACAUCCUUCAAGACUCAGUCAUCAUCAGAAAAUUCAUACUGGCAAGAAACCCUUUGAAUGUAAGGAAUGUGGAAAAACCUUUAUUUGUGGCUCCGACCUCACUCGACAUCAGAGAAUUCACACUGGUGAGAAACCCUAUGAAUGUAAAGAAUGUGGGAAAGCCUUUAGUAGUGGCUCAAACUUCACUCGACAUCAGAGAAUUCACACUGGUGAGAAGCCCUAUGAAUGUAAAGAAUGUGGGAAGGCCUUUAGUAGUGGCUCAAACUUUACUCAACAUCAGAGAAUUCAUACGGGGGAGAAACCCUAUGAAUGUAAGGAAUGUGGCAAUGCCUUUAGUCAGAGUUCACAACUUAUUAAACAUCAGAGAAUCCAUACAGGUGAGAAACCCUACGAAUGUAAGGAAUGUGAAAAGGCUUUCCGUUCUGGUUCAGACCUUACUCGACACCAGAGAAUUCAUACUGGUGAGAAGCCCUAUGAAUGUAAGAUAUGUGGGAAAGCGUAUUCUCAGAGUUCACAACUUAUUAGUCAUCAUAGAAUUCAUACUGGUGAGAAACCUUAUGAAUAUAGGGAAUGUGGGAAGACCUUUAAUUAUGGCUCACAACUUAUUCAACAUCAAAAUUUGUACUGGUGAUAAUCCAUAGAAUAUAUGAAAUGUGUGGGAAGGCUUUUUACAGCUUAAACCUAUUCAACAUCAGAGAAUUUAUCUUAAUAAUCCUCUAACUAAAAUAAUGUAGAAACAUUUUAUUUGUUGUCUACAGCUUAUUCAUCAUGAGAAAAAUGCAGGAAAAUCACCCCAUGAGUAGAAUACAUUUUGGAAGCCCUUUAGUAAAAUUUGUAUUUCUCUUGACAUCAGAGAAUUCAACCUAGCAAAUAUUGAAAAUGAUAGAACUGAUACCUUUCUGACCUUAAACAUCAGAGUAUUCAUGCUGAAAUGUAAUUCUUUGGUUACAUUCUAAAGAAAUUAGCAAACUGUUGGUAUAAAAAGAAUAGAAAUGAACCUGGUUGAGACAGUAGCUAAAACAGAUGCCCAAUGCCCAGUUGCAGCUAACUGAUGCUGUGAGGAAAGUCAGGCCCUGUUUGCCAGCUCUUCUGACUGCUAGAUAAUCCAGAAAUCUACAUUUUUCUUUUUUAAGUGUGUGAUGGCUCUUGAUUUUUAAAUGGCAGCUCAAAUUUAAAUUUUUUAAAAAAGACCAAAGAGGAUAUAUCAACUCUGCAAGUAGCAAGUGGCCCAUGCGUUACUUUUGUGCUGGACACUAGAGCAGUGAGUGUUCAAAAGGCUUUCAAGAGGAGUUUUUAAUAAUGGAGUGCAAAGCCCUUGGCCCCAAGGAAAUUUAAGGAGAGGGGAAUACAACACAAGGUAAUUUAUCCAGAAUUUCUUAGAUGUAAAAAUGUUUCCAGAGAUAAAGUAGCUAAACUCUUAAGUAUAAAGAUUUUUUUAAGAAGGGACUUGAUUCAGCUCUAGUAUUUUUUACAUGAAGUUUCUUAUUUAUUCUAAGCAUUAUGCCAGUGAAAUAGAAUAUACAGUCAUGUACCACUUAACAGGGAUAUGUUGUGAGAAAUGCAUAGUUAGGCAAUUUCAUUGUUGCGUGAACAUCAUAGAAUGUGCUCACACAAACCUAAUUGGUAUUGCCUACCACACAUCUAGGUUAUACUCGUAUGGUAUACCACUGUUGUGUAUGCAAUUCGUUGUUGACCAAAACAUUAUGCGACGCAUGACUAUUAUAUAUGUUAUAUAUCCCAUUCUUGAU